CAGCAUAAAUAAACCAAGUCGAACGCUGGGGCACGAGCCCGAGCAGUCCACCCUCUCUACCCACGCGCUUGCUCAAGUGGGUACGCAUCUUCCACCCACCAGGCCGCCGGCAAUCGGGACCGAUCAGCGGCGUCUCCGGCGAGAUGACACACGGCCAUGGUCACCACGGGGGCCAUCACGACCACGGCGGACAUCACCAGCCCCUCCCGCAUCAUCACGAGCAGCACCACCAGCCCCAUGGCCACCACCACCAUCCCCACGGUCAUUCGGUGCCGGUGAUCCCGAUCCUCCCCCUUCCCCAUCAUCACGACCACCACCACCACCACCAUCCCCAUGGCCAUCCUGUGCCGGUGAUCCCGAUGCCGGCCACGUACUCGUACCUGCCGACGACGGUCGGGACGCCCCUCCUCGAGCACAGGCGGCCGCCGUCCAGCACCCUGGUCGGACUCCUCACGUGUAUAUUCUGCGUCGUCCUGGUGGUGGUGCUGAUCGUCCUCUUGUCCUAGUACGGCGGCGUGAUCCAUCCAUCGACGGGCGCCUUCGCCGGUGCAUGCAGAUCAAUUACUAGUAGUACUUCUUACUUCUGUGUCUGUUUGUUUGAAUACAGUAACCUCUUGGUGGCCAUGUGAUCUUGUGUGUGUGCGUGCGUGGAGACGUACCGAUCGGUUUGAUUGGCACUGUGUAAUUUUAAUAUACUGCUAUGACUAUCUGAGUGCGCGUUAAGUUA
Lolium perenne is the source of this 727-nucleotide messenger RNA. The record is from RefSeq and is a predicted model, not a curated record. NCBI's taxonomy places the organism in Eukaryota, Viridiplantae, Streptophyta, Magnoliopsida, Poales, Poaceae.